Messenger RNA from Tuber melanosporum (Perigord truffle), 992 nucleotides. RefSeq lists its product as uncharacterized. The record is from RefSeq and is a predicted model, not a curated record. The coding region runs from base 1 to 189 and encodes 62 amino acids. The transcript has a single exon. NCBI's taxonomy places the organism in Eukaryota, Fungi, Ascomycota, Pezizomycetes, Pezizales, Tuberaceae.
AUGCGUGACUACAACACAAGUAUCAUACUAGCACUCAGCACUGGUAGGCGUCCUGGCCGUGCCGUCGGAUAUCAUGGGGCGGCUUACCCACUCCCAUUCAUUUCUCCUAAGCCCCCCCCCCGCAGCAGCGGUCCAGUUUACAUUCUGAUUUUAAAAAAGGCUUUGUGGAUCGGACGUGCUCGGGGAUAGUUUGGAAAUUUGUGUGUGGGGGGGGAGGUAGUGCAAACAGGGUUUUGUCAUACAAAUGAUGGGAAAAUUGUUUGUUUCCGUGGGAGUGCUGAUUGGAGAUUCUUGACAGGUUGUUAUCGGUAUGUUGUCCGUUAGUGCUUGGCUACUGGUUUUGGGGUGGGCUUUCUGGCAGUGCGGCGAUCGGGCGGACGAGCGGGCGGGGGUUUUCGGAGCCAGAGGCUAAAAUUGCGGUCACGGGUACGAUAACAGGGAUGGUGCCAGGGGGCGCAACAAGUGCUUGAGAGUCCCGAAUGUCUUCGAUACACUUUUCGGCAAGGAUUUGGGGCAGAGAAGGUGUACGAAGAAUCACCAUACCGUGCCAUGCUCGCACCAUGAGUGGCACUGUUUUCUUGAACCUCCUUGGCUGGUCCAUCGCACGUUCUUAUACGAGUUUGUUCCUGUGGUGGUGUUAUCGUGGCCUGGUUGUGCCCACUACAGCGAGGGUAUGCUAAAUCUUCCGGCACCGCACAGCACUCGUUAUCUGCUACUAGCUUGGUGGAGUGGAGUGGAUCGGACUACCGGUGGCUAACUGGAAAUUCUCAAAUUUCGAAUGCCCCAGCCCGAGUCUCUCAUGCCAUUAUCUCGCUUCGCUACUAUCGGUCUUAUGAUACCGCGCGGAAUACGGUACUCGUACCAUCCCCCCUCCUUACAAACCCGGAGCUAGUCUACGAACGAGUAUUCCUGGAAAUACUUUGAUAUUGUGCCAUGAGAGUGCAUAAUACCGUCACCAAAGCUACAAUAGUCAGGUUGGAAAUACCCGUUUC